CCAUAGUCAAACAGAAUUGAAUGAUUUCCGUUUCCGUUUAUUUCAUUCGUUCAAUGUAGUUCCUCCUUAUUUUCUUUUCCGUUUCCAUUUAGCCAUUUUGUUCGUGGUUUUGUUCAUUCUUCGAGCAAUCCCUCCGCUUGCCAGCCGUUUCUCUCGGAUCGAUCGAACGUCUUGCUGGCCAUAGCUUGGAAUUUCUGCCAACUCACUAGAAAGUGUUAUAAUAGUAUUCUUUCAAAUUAAAGAAAUCCUUUUCUAUAAAGAGGAUGGUAUUGAAAUAUUACAUUAAAAUAAUAUAAUGUAGGAUUCUAAAUGAUAUUAGUACCAAAUACACAGUAAUAUUAAUCGAUAAAUAUUAAUCACACUCGUGAUUAUACAGACUAUUAUAUGAUAUAUGUUUGAUAAAUAGUGUAAUUUCAUAUAAACGAACAAUAACUAGUUAAUAAGUGUUCCUACGUGCAAGAAAAUUGUUAGAUUGUAACAAUGAUAAGACGCCAUGUUUUAUGUGGAACCUAAGGCGUGGCAUUUCUACAUCAUUGUGCUAUCGGCUGUCGUGUUAUUUGUCGAAGUAAUAUAAAGUAUAAGAAUGCCACGUAUUGACCCUGUUCAAUUAUUAAAUUGCCUGGGUGUACUCCUGUCACCAAAUGGUGGGAUCAAAUCCAGGGAUGAGGUACAGAGGCUCGCUAGCCUUAUGACAAAAUUUUCGAAGAAAUUGGUAUCUAAAUGUAUUUAUAUACAAAUAUUAAAGUGUACAGAAACGGAUUUACUCGGUUUAUUUAUGGGAUCCGGAGGCUGGGUUCUAGUACACAUGUGGCUUACAGAAAGUAUAGUUGCUAAAAAUUGGCCUCUUGUAAAAGAGUUGCUGGAGUUAUUAUUAUUAUGUCCUGUUGAUAUCGAUCGUUUGAAGACCAAUAACUGCCCGAAACUUGUAAAGGAGCUGUCUAAGGACGACAAUCAUUUUGCUAUCAGAGCCUUGGCAUCAAAAUUGGUAGAACAAUGGCUAAAAACCGUAAAAGGCGAACAAGUUGUUCCAGUUAAACUUUCGGAAAUUCCUAAUAUAAUAUCGGAAGCGCAAAAUGACACCGAUGGCUUACCUAAUGCAGAAGCAAGUUUAGAGAGAACUAAUGACGCAAAUAAUGACAUUAAAGCCAUAAAAGAAGAAAUCCAAUCAGAAAAUAAUUAUAAUGAUGUUGAUACUAAUAAAAAUGUAAACCAUGUGAUUAAAAGUGAAGUAGACGAAGAGCCUGAGGCAUUACCAGUAUUAAAGAUUAGUUUAAAAGAUGGAAAGCAAGUCAUAUCGCAAGUUGAUGACGACACUGAAAGUAAAACUUCAGACGUAACGUCAGAUUCCGAAAAGUCCAAAGAUAAAAAAAGAAAUAAGGAUAGAUCUGAUGACAAAAGUAGUAGUACAGUUUCUAAAUCGAGCAGCUCUUCUAAACAUUCGAGUAGAUCACAUUCAAGUGAUAAACAUAAAAGCCAUAAAUCUAGUUCUAGCCGACAUAGUAGUAGUAGUAAUAAAGAUAGAUCAAGGGAUAAAGAUAGACAUUCCUCUCAUAAUAGUUCUAGAUCAAAAAGUGAAAGCAGCAAAAAAUCGAGCGAUAAGUCGUCGUCUUCCAGUAGCAAAUCUAAAGAUGAACGUAGUUCUCGAUCGUCUACUGACAAAAGUAAAGAUAAAGGAAAAGAUGAUAAAAGUGAGAAAAAUAAAGACAACUCUCAUAGCAAGUCAUCUGAUAAACAAGAUGAUAAAACGCCGUCUGUUCACAAACUAGGUAAAAUACCUAAAUUAAGUGAUGCCAAAAAAGAAAAACCUUCCAUAUCCAUAGAAGUGAGAAAACCAGAUGAACCUAAGCCGAAAACUGUGAAAACAUUCAACUCUAAGUUUAGAAAACAUGGAUUAGAAGAGGAAGUCAAGCCGCCACCAUCUCGCGCAGCAGUAUUAACAAAGAAAUCUACGCCAGUUUUGCCGCCUACCGUAUCAAUACCAAAGAGACCAUCUCCAGUUCACAAUGAGUCACCUCCAGAAAAAAAAUCAAAAACCAUAGAGCCUAUUGAAAAACCAGGGUCUAUCAAACUAAUUCCUCCUAAGCCUAAACCUGUUAUGUUGUUGGAGAGUGACAUGUUCAUGGAUGCAUUAAAUGCUUCAGCUACAAAUAAAAGAGAUCCUAAGAAAAGAAAACGACGAACAAGCGGCUCUAAAGAUGGUAAUUCUGGAACCGAUACUUCACCUCCGCACACACCAACUAGUUUGAGCAGUCCAAGUAGUGAAAGUAAGUCUGUGCCGCCAAGAUUUUAUCAAGAUACACUUGAGACGGACGAAAAUAAAGAAAAGGUAGAGAAAACAGAUACUGAAAACGUGGAUGAAAAUGUCGAUAAAAAGGAAAAUGAAGAGGAAAUGGACACAUCAGAACCACAUACUUUAACGAUCAAUGGACUCAAGGGAGUCCUCUGCUAUCACAAAAGGAAGGGUCCUAAAAAAAGUAUAAAAUGGAAACCAGAUUCUGAACUUGAAGAAAUUCAAUACUUCGAACUUGACGAAACUGAACGAGUCAAUGUUACGAAGACGUUUACUGACAUGAAAUAUUUAGAAAGAAUUCAUGAACGAGACGCUUUCCAGAAAGGAAGAAAUCUCAGUAAUGAUGACGUCAUGGAAGAAAAAACUACUUGGAGGCCCCCACGACCAAUUCAGGUCGAAGGACAAGUACAAGUAGAACAUGGCAAAAACAGUAAAGAAAAAGAAAUUCAAGCAAUACGUCAAAAAGGUACAUUGCAGCCUCUUUAUUUCUCUAAAUCUAUGAUACCUGAUUCUGCGCUGGAACCAGAUCCGGAAACACAUCCCUACACGGAACCUACAAUUAUACCAUUAGAUGAUGUAACAGGCAAUCAAGAUAAUAUAAGCGAUUUUAGAAAUAUGCCUUGGCCAGAACCUAAAGGUAAUGCACCACCGGCAUCAGCUAACAUGAAUGUUCCUAACAUGUUCCCACCAAGCAUGAAUCAGUUCCCUAAUGGUUUUCCAAAUCCACAAUUUCCGGGUGUGCCUGGCUUUCAAGGAGGUAACAUAGUUCCUACUGAAUGGCCAGCUGGAGUCCCACCCCACAUAAUGGCUAAUGGUAUGCCGGGCCCCAUGCCACCUGGCGCUAUUCCACCUGGUAAUAUGCCUCCGGGUAUGAUGAUGCCUCCCGAUAAUAUGAUGAUGGGUCCAGAAAUGUUUGGAGGACCAAAUCCAAUGUUUCCUGGUCCACCAGAAGGGUUUAAUAUGCAGCAAAAUAUGUUUCCGAUGGACUUCAAUAUGUCGGGUCCACAAGGACCUCCACCCUCCGGACCAGACGGCUUUCCUGGUAUGGCAAAUUUCCGAGGAGCCAUGCGAGGCCGUGGCGCUGGCGGCCAUUGGCGAGGUAAUAAAAACCCUGGAAACUGGGAGGGUCCUCAACGAGGUAGAGGUGGUGCACGUGGUAGCCGCAAAGCGGUUUGCAUAUAUUUCCAGCGAAAAGGAUCGUGUAGACAAGGUGAUAAUUGUACGUUUUUACAUCCUGGUGUGAAUUGCCCAUUUUAAGAGUAAUAAUUGUUUUGUGAAUAAAUGAGUCAUUUAUUAUAGGUUCCCUUUGGGCUGUGUUAAUGCGAUUGUGGCUAGUGACACAAACUUGUAAACACAGGCUAUUAUAAUUAGAGUUAGACACUCAAAAAGACUGCUUAAUGUAAAUAAAUGUUAAGGAAUAUGGUUAAAAACAUGUAAAUAUGUAAAAAGUAUAAGUAU
Molecule: messenger RNA, 3748 nt
Organism: Spodoptera litura
Lineage: Eukaryota; Metazoa; Arthropoda; Insecta; Lepidoptera; Noctuidae
Product: serine/threonine-protein phosphatase 1 regulatory subunit 10-like
Cellular component (GO): PTW/PP1 phosphatase complex; chromatin
Molecular function (GO): metal ion binding; protein phosphatase 1 binding
Source: RefSeq, a predicted model, not a curated record